Molecule: messenger RNA, 7016 nt
Organism: Danio aesculapii
Lineage: Eukaryota; Metazoa; Chordata; Actinopteri; Cypriniformes; Danionidae
Gene: uggt1
Product: UDP-glucose glycoprotein glucosyltransferase 1
Exons: 39
Coding region: 10-4713 (1567 amino acids)
Cellular component (GO): endoplasmic reticulum
Molecular function (GO): UDP-glucose:glycoprotein glucosyltransferase activity
Source: RefSeq, a predicted model, not a curated record
UGUGGAAAGAUGUGGCUAUUUUGUGCUGCACUGCUGGCUCUGGCCUCUGUCGACUCUGUCAAUGGGGACUCAAAAGCAGUUACAACGACACUGACAACUAAAUGGCCCUCGACACCUCUCCUGUUGGAAGCAAGUGAGUUCCUUGCUGAGGAAAGUCAGGACAAGUUCUGGGCCUUUGUGGAAGCCAACCAGAACAUUGAGAAUGAUCAUGAUGACACGGAUCAGGCUUACUAUGACCUGAUUCUGAAGAGAGCCGGUGAGCUGCUGAGCCCAGUGCAGUUAAACCUGCUGAAGUUCUCCUUAUCUCUGAGGGCCUACUCAUCCACCAUCCAUUCCUUUCAGCAGAUUGCAUCCAAUGAGCCUCCUCCACCUGGCUGUAAAGCGUUCUUUAAUGUACAUGGACAGAAAUCUUGUGAUUCAGAAAGGCUACAAGCCAUGCUGGACAAUGCCUUAGAACGGCCAAAGCCAUACCUGUUCAAAGGUGAUCACAGAUUCCACUCGGCCAAUCCCGAUGCACCAGUUGUGAUUCUAUAUGCUCAAAUGGGCACCAAAGAAUUCUCCAGACUCCAUCAGCUGAUGCUUUCAAAAGCCAACAAGGGCCUGAUUACUUAUUUUCUGCGGCACUUCCUUGCUAACCCGAGUAAAAGUAAAGUACACCUGUCUGGAUAUGGAGUGGAACUGGCUAUCAAAAACCAGGAGUACAAAGCCAAAGACGAUACACAAGUUCAUGCUGGAGCUGAUGCGAAUGCAACGGUAAUAGGUGAAAAUGAUCCCGUGGAUGAAGUGCAGGGCUUUCUUUUUGGCAAACUGAAAACCAUUUACCCUGAACUUAAGGAACAGCUGAAGGAGCUCCGGAAUCAUUUGAUUGAGAGCACCAAUGAAAUGGCUCCACUUAAAGUCUGGCAAAUGCAAGAUCUCAGCUUUCAGACUGCUGCUCGUAUCCUGGCAGCUCCCUCUGUGGACGCUCUCAAUGUCAUGAAGGAUUUGAGCCAGAACUUCCCCACCAAAGCCAGGUCCAUAACAAAAACAGUGGUUAAUUCGGAGAUCCGUAAGGAGAUUGAGGAAAAUCAAAAGUAUUUUAAGGGGACUUUAGGGCUCCAGCCUGGGGACUCGGCUCUGUUCAUCAAUGGACUCCAUAUUGACCUGGAUGUGCAGGAUAUUUUCAGUGUUUUUGAUGUGUUGAGGAAUGAGGCAAGGGUCAUGGAGGGUCUGCGUAGUCUGCUCAUAGAAACGCCAUACAUCCACGACAUCCUCAAACUCAACGUCCAGCCUUCAGACUCUGACUAUGCCGUGGACAUUCGCAACCCUGCUGUUCAUUGGAUUAAUAACCUAGAGACAGACGGCAGAUAUGCGUCCUGGCCCUCUAAUGUGCAAGAACUGCUGCGGCCCACGUUUCCUGGAGUCAUUCGACAGAUCCGUAAGAACUUCCAUAAUCUGGUGAUGAUUCUGGAUCCGACCCAUGAGAACACGGCUGAGCUGCUCGGUGUGGCAGAGAUGUUUUACAGCAACAACAUCCCACUCAGAAUCGGUGUGGUGUUUGUAGUGAAUGAUUCUGAUGAUGUUGAUGGGAUGCAGGAUCCUGGUGUGGCUCUUCUUCGCGCUUUCAACUAUAUUGCUGAUGAUGUGGAUGGCCAAAUGGCCUUCGAUGCCGUCAUAUCUAUAAUGAAUAGGAUUCCCAGUGGAGGCAAACUGAAGGUAGAGCAUGUGGUGGGUGUGCUGGAGAAGAGAUAUCCAUAUGUAGAGAUCAGCAGCAUCUUGGGACCUGACUCUGCUUACGACAACAACAGAAAAGAGGGAAAGGCAUAUUAUGAGCAGACUGGUGUUGGCCCUCUGCCCGUGGUGUUGUAUAAUGGUAUGCCUUUACAGCGUGAGCAGUUAGACCCUGAUGAACUCGAGACAGUCGUCAUGCACAAGAUCCUGGAGACCACCAGCUUUUUUCAGCGCACUGUCUAUCUGGGUGAGCUGAACAGUGAUCAUGAUGUGGUGGAUUAUAUCAUGAAUCAACCCAACGUGGUCCCACGAAUCAAUUCCAGAAUCCUGAGCACCAGCAGGAAUUAUCUGGACCUUUCCGCCACGAAUAAUCAUUUUAUCGACGAAUAUGCUCGUUUCCUGUUUCUGGAUUCCAAAGACAAGAACGCCGCGGUGGCCAACAGCAUGAAUUACAUGACAAAGAAAGGGAUGUCAACCAGGGAUGCUUCUGAUGAUGGCAUCAUCCGUCCGGUGACUUUCUGGGUAGUGGGAGACUUUGACCAGCCGUCAGGUCGACAGCUGCUGUAUGAUGCCAUACGUCACAUGAAAACCAGUAAUAAUGUGCGAUUAGGACUGAUCAAUAACCCCAGCGAGAGCCCAUCUAAUGAGAACAGCCUGAUCGCUCGAGCCAUAUGGGCGGCCAUGCAGACGCAAACCUCCAACAACGCCAAAAACUUCAUCACCAAAAUGGCUAAAGAGGAGACGGCGCAGGCUCUUUACGGAGGCAGUGACAUUGCGGAGUUUGCUGUCGGGGGCAUGGAUGUUCCUCUGUUUAAGAGCGCGUAUGAGUCUCCUAAUGUGAACUUCCUGCUGGCUCAUUCUGCGUACUGUAGAGAUGUCCUCAAACUGCAGAAGGGCCAGAGAGCUGUGAUCAGCAAUGGAAGGAUCAUUGGCCCACUGGAGGAAAGGGAAGUCUUUAACCAGGAUGAUUUCCUGCUGCUGGAGAGCAUUAUUCUGAAGACAUCAGGGGAGCGGAUCAAGGGCAAAAUUCAACAGAUGGGCAUGGUAGAGGACAGAGCUAGUGAUCUUGUGAUGAAGGUGGAUGCCCUGCUGUCUUCACAGCCCAAAGGUGAAGCAAGGAUCGAGCACACUUUUGCUGAAGACAGAUACAGCGCUGUGAAGAUCAGACCAAAGGAAGAGGAGGUGUACUUCGAUGUUGUAGCUGUUUUGGAUCCAGUGACCAGAGAUGCUCAGAAACUAGCACCUUUACUCCUGGUAUUGAAGCAGCUGGUGAACGUCAACCUGCGAGUGUUCAUGAACUGCCAGUCCAAGCUCUCUGACCUCCCGCUGAAAAGCUUUUAUCGAUAUGUUUUGGAGCCAGAGAUUGUGUUUCUGGCCGAUAGCAGCUUUGCUCCUGGUCCGAUGGCUAAGUUCUUAGAUAUGCCUCAGUCGCCUUUGUUCACUCUGAACCUGAACACCCCCGAAAGCUGGAUGGUUGAGUCUGUCCACACACGUUAUGAUCUGGAUAACAUUUACCUUGAAGAGGUGGACAAUGUCGUGGCUGCUGAGUACGAGUUGGAGUAUUUAUUACUGGAGGGUCACUGUUUUGACGUAACCACAGGUCAGCCUCCCCGUGGUCUGCAGUUCACUCUGGGCACUGCCUCCGACCCUGUCAUAGUGGACACCAUCGUCAUGGCCAACCUGGGUUAUUUCCAGCUGAAAGCAAACCCAGGAGCCUGGAUGCUCAGGCUGAGGAAAGGCAGGUCGGAUGAUAUCUACAAAAUCUACAGUCACGAUGGCACAGACUCUCCAGCCGAAGCUGAUGAUUUAAUCGUCGUCCUUAACAACUUCAAGAGCAAGAUCAUUAAAGUGAAAGUGCAGAAAAAGCCUGAUAUGAUAAAUGAGGAGCUUCUCAGUGAUGGUACCCAUGAGAACGAGUCUGGAUUCUGGACAUCUAUAGCCAGGUAUAAAUUGUGGAGUACAGUUCUUCUACCUGCUCAACUCUACCAUGUCUCAUUUAAAAUACUGAAUGUUAAAAUAUUCUUUUUGUUAUGUCUUUCUUUUAGAGGAUUCACUGGUGGUUCAAACCCAGAUGAACCCAAACAGGAGAAAGAUGAUGUUAUCAACAUUUUCUCUGUGGCCUCUGGUCAUUUAUACGAGAGGUUCCUCAGGAUAAUGAUGCUGUCUGUGCUCAAACACACCAAGACACCCGUCAAGUUCUGGUUCCUCAAAAACUACCUGUCACCAACUUUUAAGGAAUUUAUUCCAUAUAUGGCAGAGAAGUAUGGUUUCCAGUAUGAGUUGGUGCAGUAUAAAUGGCCACGUUGGCUUCACCAGCAAACUGAAAAGCAAAGGAUCAUUUGGGGCUAUAAGAUUCUGUUCCUCGACGUGCUCUUCCCGCUGGCUGUGGACAAGUUCCUCUUUGUAGAUGCGGAUCAGAUAGUUCGCACAGACCUGAAGGAGCUGCGGGAUUUGGAUCUAGAAGGGGCGCCGUAUGGUUACACACCUUUCUGCGAGAGCCGAAGAGAAAUGGACGGAUAUCGCUUUUGGAAGUCUGGAUACUGGGCUAGUCAUUUGGCCGGACGUAAAUACCACAUCAGUGCUCUGUAUGUGGUCGAUCUGAAGAAGUUCAGGAAGAUCGCAGCUGGAGACAGACUGAGAGGCCAAUACCAGGGACUGAGUCAAGACCCCAACAGUCUUUCCAAUCUGGACCAGGAUUUGCCCAAUAACAUGAUCCACCAAGUGCCAAUUAAGUCACUUCCUCAGGAAUGGCUUUGGUGUGAAACCUGGUGUGAUGAUGCAUCUAAAAAGAAAGCCAAAACUAUAGAUCUGUGCAAUAACCCACAGACAAAAGAGCCGAAGCUGCAAGCUGCUGUGCGUAUAGUAGGUGAGUGGAGUGACUAUGACCAGGAGAUAAAGAGAAUCUACAACAACUUCCUGGAGGAAAAAGAAAGGGGCGCUAUAGAAGGCUAUCAGUCAACAGAAAGAAAACACCCAGAUGGUGAUACACACUCAGAGCUAUGAGCUGAUGCUCUGCAACUGAAGAACAGGGGACUCUGUUCAAAGAGUCGUCUCUUCUUCAACCUUUUUAAAACCAAGCCUAUCCUCCAGGAAUGGUUUGACAUUCAUGCUGAACUUGACUUGAACAGAAUUCAUGCAAAAUUCCUGCAUUUGUACCUGAGGUUUUUGGGGGGUUUUGAGGAAAUCACACGGACAGAUGAAAUCUCCUCUUUCUAGGCACUUUUAGUAUUGAACCUCAGAUAAAGAUGUAUUAAAAAACAAAAAAAACAGUUCCACUAGAGCAGAAAGACUGCAGUCGUACAGUAGGGAAUGACUUAAUUGAACAAAGAACCGCAUGUGCUCAAUUUUAUCAAUAAAAAAACGAUUUGAUAAACAUUUUCUUGAAAAUGAUUAGUAAAUAUUGAAAAAUGAGUUGCAGAGUGUUUAUUAAAAGGCCACUCAUGCUAAUGAAAUGCCACAACAACAAAGGGAUGUCCUAACAGUUGGACUUGAAAGCACAGAUCAUUUCCUGUGACGGAUCACAGUCCAGUUAAAGGCUUGCUGUAAUUAAUUUUUAAGUCAGUGCUAGCCUGGAGAGGUUUUGAGAUUGUUGUUUUUCAUACUAUGUAGUUUCACAAAAUGUUAAAAUCAAAUUGCUCAUCAAAAGACUUUUAACUCAGGAACAAGCCGCCAGUUGAUUUAGUCAUAGCUAAAGAUUUAGUUUUGUUCACUUCACAGGAGGACAUUUUUAAAUUGCUGAAACUUCUCUCUGGGCAACAAAAAGCUUGUCGCAGCAUAAAAUCGGUUUAUACAUUGCAAAAAAAAUGUGUUUCUAACAUUCUAGUCCAAAUAUCUUAAGAUUCUUAAAUUAAAAAGCAUUUUUCUGCACAAGUAAAAUAAAAUAUGGUUUGGUUUUCAGAAAUAGUAAGUCAAAAUUGAAUGAGUUUUUCCUUAAAACUAACUAAAUAAUCUGUUGGUGGGGCAAGUAAAAUAAUCUGAAUUUAAAAUAAUAAUUAUUUCUAAUUAUUUAGCUCUUUUAAAGAAAACUCAUUUAAUUUGUACCAAUUAUUUUUGAAAACCAAAACAUAUUUUUUUUACUUAUCUACUACUAUGUUUUACUAUAUUUUUUCUUCUUGAUUUAGCAAUCUGUAGAUUUUUGGACUACAAACAAAACAAAAACUCUAAGUAAUUAUUAUUAUUAUUUUUUUUUUUUGCAGUGUACUGUAGUUACUUCACAUUAAAAUGAUUCCUAAUAGCAGCACCCGCUUUGAAUGUUAUCACUCGAUUGAAUGGGCAUUAUCAGUGGUUAUCAGCUGAAAAAUAUAGGCCAGUAGGGGCCUUCUGCACCUACUAGUAUGGUCAGAAGGCUGUUAUCAUCCAUCCACAUGGUAAAUGAGCUGUACUUAUAGAGAAGACUCCAGAUCCAGAACUGUUUUUACAUUACUGUGACGGUGGGGUUUAGGGUUGGAGUAGUGGUAGACAUUAAUAAAAUGCAAUUAAUGGGAAAUUUUAUAAAUAAUAUAAAAUAAUUUUCGUUAAUUUCCGACCAAAGCCCUUUGUGAUCUACAGCCGAUUAACCAUAUAAAUGGAUGAUAACAGUCUUCCGAGCCUAUUAGUUGGCAUAGAAGGCCCCUACUGGCCCAUAUCUAGCAGCUGAUAACCACUGAUAACUCCCAUUAAGUCGAGUGAUAACAUUUAAAUCGUCUUAUAGCAUUCAGCUAAUAAAACUCUAAAGUCAACAGUCCCUACAGGAUUAAAUCAUGUCUUCUUGUUGGUAUUAUGAGGUCAAAGGGAAAAAAAGAACUUUUUUUAACAGACGCUGCUUACAGGUUUACAGGUUGUUGGAAUUGUUUUUUGUUCGUUUUAAUGCCACUCAACUCAAGGAUGUGGUGAUCUUGUCUGUUUAUCACAUAUGCUAAUUACUAUUCAUUUCUGUGGUAAUGCUCUUUUAGGUUUGAGAAUGGCCUCUGUUGACCACUAUAGCUUUAUACGUUUGUUCAUAAUCCAUGAAUUGGGAUUUAAGUAAUACAGAUGCGUUACAUCUUGAGCGAUUAGCUGGAAAUAUUACUUGGCAAUAGAGCCCAGAGUUUCAGUAAUAUCAAAUUUUAAAUGGAAAAUUGGGUUUGCACAGUGCCUUGUGCUUUAUUUUGUUUGAGAGGUACAUUACAGUGUCUUGUGGUUUGUCUGCUGUCUGCUGUUCCUUUACGGAGUACAUUCAAUAUGGGGGAAAUUAACUGAUUUAGUCAAUGCUAUGAUACUUUGGAAUAUACUGUAAGAGUAAUUGUGGGAUGACAAUAUUUUGUAAUAAAAGAUGUACCAAAAUGGUA